AUGGCUCUUGACUAUUUGGAUUCAAUCAAACAACAACAAAACUCAUAUGAGGACUUUCGUUUGAAAGGCUUGAUUUUUAUCGGAAUUUGGAAUGAGGUUGUCCAAUUCAACAGCUUGAUCGAUUUUGCUUAUGCAAAGGGUUUUACGGGAAAGAGAGACUAUCAGCAUCUUCUUGAUCAAUGUCCAGCCUGUAAUCAGAGUCGAUCAUCCGAUUGUGAUUAUUUAAAUUCGCCCAUGCAAUCUUGUCAAGAAACGGCCAAAAAAUUGAAUGCUGAUCUAAUCGAUUUGGGAAUUGACAAGUACAAUAUGUACGGUGAUUGCUACAAAAUCUCAGUGAAUGGCGAUGAAGUCUAUCCAGAGAAUGUGAAGAAUUUCCGUGAUUCAUCGGAUCAAUUGAAUGGAAAUGAAUGUGGAGUCGAUGAUUUGAUUGAAGAGUAUUUGAAUCGAAAUGAUGUGUUUCAAGCUUUACGAGUCGAUCUGAUGAAAAACAACAAUCAACCGUUCAAAAUUUGCAGAAAUGUAUCCGAAUAUCAAGCUGAUUACUCAUUCAAGACGAAUCUCCCCUACAUUCUAUCACAUUUUAUUUACCGACAAAAUGACAUGAAGAUUUUGAUCCUGAAUGGUGAUGUUGAUCUAGUCUACAAUCACAUUGGAGUUGAGCGCUUUCUCAAUGGAAUAAAUGGAGUGAAAAUCACUUCAAAUUCUGAGCAAUGGCUGUUCAACUUUGAUUCGAAUGCUUAUAAAGCGACCACUGGUGGAUAUGUGACAAAAUAUGAGAACAAUUUGGAUUUCUCAACAAUCAAAGGUGCAGGUCAUUGGAUCGGUUUAGAUCGACCAAUGCAAUCCCUGCAAAUCAUGUACAAUUUCAUGAAUGAUCAAAAUUACAGCACAGAUAUCUCCAAGAUUGAUCUAAAACCAGCAAAGAUUCUUUCAAAGUCAGCGAUAAACUUGAAAACGAUGACCAGAACAAGAACAACAUCGAACAAAAUUGAGGCAUCAACGAGAAAGGAACAAGAUUUGAUCACAAGUCUUCCUGGUGCCACUCUAUCGUCAAAGUUUGCCCAAUACAGCGGCUACCUCAACGGAUUGGGAAAACACAAGUUGCACUAUUGGUUCGUUUCCUCAAUCUCGAACCCCGAUUCAUCUCCUCUUCUCCUUUGGCUGAAUGGCGGUCCGGGUGACUCUUCAAUGUACGGAAUGUUCUAUGAGAAUGGGCCAUAUCUUUUGAAUCCUGAUGGAAAAACGCUCAGAGAAAACCCGGUUUCUUGGAAUAAAUUUGUCAACAUUUUGUAUAUCGAAUCACCGGUUGGAGUGGGGUACUCAUAUUCCGAUGAUCCGAAUGAAAAUGCGACUCUAAGUGAUGACAAUUCAAUGGAGGAAAACUACGCGGCUCUGUCCGAUUUUGUCAACAAUAUCUUUCCCGAAUUUCAACAACGAGAUCUUUACGUGAUUGGUGAAAGUCAUGGUGGAGUUUAUGUGCCAAUGUUGAGCUCAAAGAUCAUCGAUGGAGUACAAAGGGGAGAGUUGCCUGUAAAGUUCAAGGGAAUGGCCACAGCAAACGGCCUGAUCGACUACAGUCACAAUAUCAACAGUAUGAUGCAUAUUUUGUACUUUCACGGAUUAAUGCCUUUUAGUGCUUACUCGAAUCUCCUCGAUACUUGCUGUCCGGUUAGAUCAAACGAAUUUGAGUGCAAAUUCUCGGAACAUAUCGAUUGGCCGACUUUCCCGACUCCAAAAUACCAAAAUGAUUCCUGUUUCGAUACGCUCGUUUCUCUGGUGCUGAAGUAUUAUCUUGGAUCACCGAAUAAUGGAUAUCAAAUCUAUCAGGAUUGUUAUCAACAGCCGGUGAAACCUGGUGUACAGAACAACACAUAUCCCCUUUCAUCUAAUGAUCCUUUUUUGGGAUACUGGUGCUUUAUGGAUGAUUCAUUGAGGACUUACAUGAGACAAAGUGAGCUUCGAGAAGCACUGCAUAUUCCAAAGGAUCUCCCGGAUUGGCAAAGUACAAGCAUUGAAGACAAAUACACGAAGCAACGCUUCACCAUGAGACCGUACUUCGAUAAGGCGAUAGAAGCGAAGGUCAAGAGUCUAAUCUAUAAUGGUGACACCGAUCUCCAUUGUAAUCAUUUGGGCGCUGAAUGGUUCGCCGAUGAAGUUGCUACAGGAAACAAUCUUCCAGUGAAACAAUCGAGAACCGAAUGGUACUAUCAACUUGAUCGAGAAUAUCAGAAACGAAUGGCUGGAUAUCAGAUAAAAUAUGGGGAUUAUUUGGAUGUGAUCACAAUAAAGGGAGCAGUGCUGUUGAUGAUACUUCGAAUAAUAUCACUCCUUUUUGGGCUCUUUUUGAUCUCAACAUGUCAGGAGACGCCAAGAGCUGCGGCUGAUCGGAUUCGAUGGCUUCCCGGAUCAACUUUUGUCGAAGAUUUCACUCAAUACUCCGGCUUUUUGAGCGCAAAUGAUACGCUGAAUGGAGUGACGGCUCAGUUUCAUUAUUGGCUUGUGAUGGCCAAACCAUCUGUGCAAAACGCGCCAUUGAUCGUCUGGCUGAAUGGAGGACCCGGAUGUUCAUCAUUGAGUGGACUCUUUGUCGAGAAUGGUCCAUACCGACCGAGUCAAGAUGGAAAGCAGCUGAAUGAGAAUGUUUAUGCAUGGAAUCGGUUUUCCAAUGUUUUAUACUUGGAAUCACCGGCUGGAGUUGGCUUCAAUCCACAAACGAGUACGACGUGGGAUGAUGCAAAGGUUGCUCAAGCCAACUACUUUGCGCUCAAUGAUUUCUUCACCGUUUAUCCAGAUGCCGGCAAAAAUGGUGUUUUCCUGUCCGGUGAAGGCUAUGCAUCGGUCUACGUAACAACGCUCGGAAAUGUCAUUGCUGACAAUAUUUCGGCUGGAAAGAAUACAAUCAAUUUACAAGGAAUUCUGAUUGGAAACGGAUUGUUAUCCAUUCGAAAGCACUACAAUGCGAUGAUUGAGUUCUCGUACGCAAAGGGGAUGAAUUUUAAAGAAGAUUUCGACAACCUCACUGCAACAUGUUGUGGAAAUGAUUCCUCUCCGAUGAACUGCGAUUACUACUCGUACGACUUUCAGAACUCGGACUGUGGGAAAAUGGCCUACGCUUUUUACACAAAACUCCAGAAACCAGAAGUUGAUCCCUACAAUAUCUACCAAGAGUGUUAUCAAUUGGCCAAGAAUCAAGCAUCGGCUAACGAGUUUUAUGGACUAGAGUUGGCUGCCAACUACAACUCCUCUGAUCCAUUUGAUGGCUUUCCCUGUUUUGCCGAAGACGCGAUCACAAAUUAUCUCCAACGAGCCGAUGUGCAGAGUGAAAUCCAUGUAUUGGCCGAUCAACAAAAGCCUAUUCAAUGGCGAUCUUGCUCAACACUCACCAAUUACGGACAACAACAAAGCGGAGACAUCAGCAUUGCAUUGGGAAGACUCGUCAAUUCGCUCAUUUGGAGGCAAAAUAAUUUGAGGCUUUUGCUCUACAACGGUGACUUGGAUUUGUCAUCGAAUCACGUCGGCGCGCAGUGGUUCGUCGAGGCACUCAACCAGCAGGCAUUAACUAAUGGAGGAGAUUGGCGCUUUUCACUCAACGAUUCGCUGUAUGUCGGCUCGACCGGUGGCUAUUAUAAAAGUUUCGAUCGUCAGAUCACCUUUGCGACUAUUAAAGGUGCCGGCCAUUUCGUACCUCUCUCUCGACCCGCCCAAAUUCUGCAACUCGUUCGCAACUUCGUCACCAACUCCACAAUCGCACGAGAUCUCAGCGAUGUCUCACUGAAGGCGUCUCCACUUCGCAGCGAAUAUCGGCCGAAGGAUGACGAGCCGACAAGGAGAAAAACCGCUGAUCAAGUUCAUAACCUCCCCGGGGUCACCUGGGACAUCGAUUUUCGUCAUUUUUCCGGCUACUUGAAAGGAUCACCCACUCAUUUCUAUCACUAUUGGUUCUUGGAGUCAUCACAACCAACGAAUACCCCGGUUGUCUUGUGGCUUGGCGGAGGACCGGGAAGCUCGGGAAUCCAAGGGCAAUUCUACGAGAAUGGCCCAUUCCGAGUGAAUCGAGAAGGGCACACAAUGUUUGAAAAUAUCUUCUCUUGGAAUAAGUUCGCCAACAUGUUAUACCUGGAAUCACCACGUGGCGUUGGAUGGUCCUAUCAAUCGAAUGAUGAUCUCGAUUACAGUUACACGAAUAAUGGAACAGCAUCCGACAACUUGAAUGCGGUCAUCGACUUCUUCGAGAACAUUUUCCCCGAAUACAAACAAAAUGGUUUCUACAUUUCGGGUGAAAGCUACGCCGGUGUGUACAUUCCGAUGUUGGCCGAUGCGCUGAUUCAAGCGAUUCAAUCGGGAAGAACUGAUAUCAAUUUCAAGGGAAUCGCUGUCCAAUCCGGCUUCGUGAGUCAAGUCUACAACCUCAACGUGGCCGUUCAUCAGCUCUACCUUUACGGAUUACAAGGAAAAUAUGAAUACGACAAUUUCAUCAGUCGCUGUUGUCAAGGAGUCAAAGAUCCGACCACUUGUGAUUUCUACGAUCAAUAUUUGUAUGCGGGAGCUGAUGGGUAUUUGUAUCCAAAAGACGGCGCUGAUCCUUGGUGUGCAAAUGAGACGAUUCGUCAAACAAAGCAAACGUGGAACCCGUCAAGUGCCGUGAUUGACAUGUACAGUUUGUAUCUGGAUUGCGGGUUGAGCCCUUGGACCGACAAAGUGCCGCCUGUUCGAGCCGACGGAUUUGUGGAUAAUACGCAAAUGAUCAACCUUUACUCGACCGAUCAUCUCAACGGUUUCCCGUGUUGGGGCGGAUCGGCCGCAACUGUUUUCAUGAAUCAACCGGGCAUUCGCGAAGCCAUGCAUAUUCCGGAUGAAGUUGGAAAAGAGUGGAAACAUUUCAACGGCACCGUCGGCGAUCUCUAUGACCAAAGUUGGCCAUUGGAGCUGGACGCUUUCAUCGUUCGAAUCGUCAAUUCUUACUAUUAUAAGCAAAACAAUAUGAGUCUUUUAUUUUACAAUGGAGAUACGGAUACGGUCUGCAGCCAUUGGCAAACACAUUGGUGGUUGAAUCGAGUGGCGAAAACGUUGGGAAUUAAAAAAUUAGCUCCUCGAGACUAUUGGUGGUACCAGAAAAGCGCCGAGUUUCAACCGGUGAUGGCUGGAGCGAUUGAGCGAUUCGAGAAACAAAUCGAUUUCUUGACGAUCAAGGGAGCUGGCCAUCUGGGAGCCGCUGAUCGGCCGGGCCCCGUCGCGCAAGUGCUCUACAAUUUUGUGAACCGGAAACCAUACAAUGCUUCCUAUCCAAAGGAUAUCAAAAAGAAACCGCUGAAACAAUCAUUUCAAUCACUACAGAAUUGUGAGAAUGGGAAAUUUAAAGGCACAGCUGAAGAGCGACCGAAGCAAGAAGAGAGUGUGAAAGCUCCUCCAAACAACACCGACGAUUUGACGAGCCGAGCGAAAAGCGAUCUGAUCACCUCGAUUCCCGGCCUCACCUUUGACAUCAAUUUCCGUAAUUUUGGCGGUUAUCUCCAUCCGGAGAACAUCAAAACGCAUCAUUUGUUUUACUGGUUCAUGGAAUCGCAAAACGAUCCAAAAAAUGAUCCUGUUGUGCUAUGGUUGAAUGGAGGGCCUGGUUGCAGUUCGAUGGUCGGUCUCUUCGAAGAACUCGGGCCAUAUCACAUGAAUCCGGAUCAAGGGAAAACCCUCUACGAGAACAUCUAUUCGUGGAACAAAAGGGCAAGUGUCCUCUUCAUGGAGGCGCCAGUUGGAGUCGGAUUCUCGUAUUUCGAGGAAUCCGCUUGGAAUAAUACCGAUGAGACGGUCGCAAUCGACAACGCUUAUGCGAUCAAGGAUUUCUUCCAAAAUGUUUUCCCGCAAUAUGCCCAGAAUGCUUUCUAUGUGACCGGUGAGAGCUAUGUUGGAGUGUACGGUCCAACUUUGACGAGACAAAUCAUCGGACUUAUUGAAUCCAAUCAGCUACAAUUGAAUUUCAAGGGAAUGGCGAUUGGAAACGGGAUUUUGAGUGAGUGGCUACAGUCGAAUUCGGAGAUUGCGCUUCAGUAUUCUCAUGGAUUCACUUCGCAAGAUGAGUGGAAUCGUCUCAGCGAGGUGUGCUGCUCUGAUUUGGGAAAUCCCCUCUACUGUGACUACUCGAAUGCGCGAAGCAAUAGCACUUGUGAUCGAACGUAUAACGAAAUCGAGAACAAAUUCUAUGAUGCUAUCCAAGACAGCUACAACAUUUAUUUGGAUUGUUACACUUGGCAGAAAACAUCGCAAAUCUCGCAGCGAGCUCGAUGGAGGAGAAGAACGGCACAGCAAUACAAAGAUUCGCCUGAGCAUACCCUCAUCGCUUUUGAUGCACCCACGAAACCGAGAAAGCACUUUGUUUAUCGACAGAACACGGAUCGUAUGAGUUUCGAUUCAACGGAUCCAUUCAAUGGCUACACUUGUUAUAAUGAUGACGCUCUGACUACUUAUUUGAAUCGAAAAGAGGUGCAAGAUGCGAUUCACGCAACGAUCUACUAUCAAGGAGCAAAAUGGGAAGAGUGCAGUGAUCGUCACACGAGUCCCUAUUUCAAGUAUUACCUCUUGAAAGAAUACUUCAAUAUGACGAACACAUUCAAUGCAAUCAUGAAUUCGAAUUGGUACACAAAGAACAACAUGAGUAUCUUGAUCUACAAUGGAGAUGUGGACACGAUUUGUCAAUUCUUGGGCGAUGAAUGGUUUAUCGAGAAUCUUGUUGAGCUCAGGAAUUUGACUGUUCUGCAAGAUCGUGAUCAAUGGUUCUUCAAAGAUAUCUACGAGUCGAGUACUGGAGGUUUCGUGAAAAGAUGGACGAGUAAUUUGAUUCAAAUGACGAUAAAGGGUUCCGGCCACUUUGUCCCAAUGGAUCGACCCGGUUUCGCCCUGCAAAUGCUCAUGAAUUUCAUGAAUGGAGUCAGCGAUUACAGCACUCCGCUAACGGUUGAUCUCACCCCAGCUCCCCUUCUCCCCGAGUACGCCAACGAGGAUGAACCGAUUCAAAAUUGCUCAAGAAAGGACCAAGCUCGAAUUUUUGUCAUGCCGGGCGCUGAUUUUGACAUCAAUUUCAAUCAGUACAGCGGCUAUUUGGAUGGAAGUGCCACACAUAAAUUGCACUAUUUCUUGGUCGAAGCCGAAGUAAAUCCAUCAACAGCGCCUCUCAUUUUGUGGCUGAAUGGUGGACCCGGGGCCAGCUCUCUUGAUGGACUUUUCGAAUUGGGAGGACCGUAUCGAGUGAAACCCGAUGGGAAAUCGGUCACAAAGAAUCCCUAUGCUUGGAAUAAGUUCGCCAAUGUGCUCUUCUUGGAAGCGCCCGUUGGCGUCGGUUACUCGUACAGCACGAUCGUCAAUGAGACAAUUGAAUACAACGAUAAUAAUACAGCCACCGAGAACUAUGCUGCACUGAAAGACUUCUUCACGAACGUUUUCCCCGAGUACGCGACAAGAGAUUUCUAUAUCUCGGGCGAAAGCUAUGCUGGAGUUUAUCUACCAACAUUGGCUGUAAAAUUGAUUGAUGGAAUUGCGAGCAAUGAUUUGAAUAUCAGCUUCAAGGGAAUGGCUGUCGGCAACGGUGUUUUGGAUAAAAAUCUUGAUCUUGACUCGUUGAUUCAUUUGAAAUAUUACUCGGGAAUCAUCACUUACAACGACUACAUAAACGUGAUCAAUCAAUGCUGCCCAUCCGGCUCAAACGAGUUCAAUUGUCGCUUCUCCGAUCAUGUCGACUGGGCGCAAGGCUUUUUCCCGAUGGCCAAGAAUAAUUCUGAUCCGUGCUAUUCUGUUAUUCGGAAACUCGCUACUCAAGAGUACACGUCGAGAAAUGAUCGCUACAACAUGUACCAAGAUUGCUACAAUGUGCCUGUACCUUCAUCCACAAAUGUGAAAGGACAGAUUUUGGCAAACUUGAACUCGUCCGAUCCAUAUGAUGCCUAUUACUGUUACAUGGACAAUGCCAUGUACAACUAUUUGAAUUUGGACGAUGUGAAAGCGGCACUGAACAUCCCGAGUGUCGUCAAACAGUGGUACAAUGAUGAUGAAGCAGGUGAUCUCAUUCUUGGUGUUUACCUCCAACUCUGGGACGAUCAAUAUCAAAACUUUGCAAAGAUCCUAAGCUCAGGAAUCAAGACAAUGAUCUACAAUGGAGACGUUGACACGGCGUGCAACUUCUUGGGAGCUCAGUGGUUUGCCGCGAAUCUUCAAACACAACAACAGCUUAUGGUCACAACUCCGAGAUCUGAUUGGUACUAUCAACAGGAUCCAAGUUAUCAAAGGCGAAUCGCCGGAUCGGUGGUUCGAUACUCGAUGAAGUUUGAUGUGCUUACUGCAAAGGGAGCCGGCCACAUGGUGCCGAUGGAUCGCCCGAUGCAAGCUCUUCAAAUGAUCUACAAUUGGGUGAACGAUCAGGAUUACAGUAUCCCUUUCGGGUCUGCUCCACCCGAUACCACACCCACUUCGUCGACCCCUUCCAACACUGACUCACCGACCAUGUCCAACACUGACUCACCGACCACUUCCAAAAUUGAUUCACCGACCACUUCCAAAACUGGCCCACCGACUACUUCCAAAACUCGCCCACCGAGCACGACUAUGAUAGCAACACAGCCCACCGUUACAGGGAAAUCGGGUCAACAAAUCUCUCUAGUUUUUGCCCUGAAUGCUUAUUUCUUUGUCAACUUAUUCUUG
Molecule: messenger RNA, 8682 nt
Organism: Mesorhabditis belari
Lineage: Eukaryota; Metazoa; Nematoda; Chromadorea; Rhabditida; Rhabditidae
Source: the annotation of a GenBank genome assembly